This is a messenger RNA of Scomber japonicus (chub mackerel), 2865 nucleotides long. Its product is annotated as chloride anion exchanger-like. Gene Ontology annotation, cellular component: membrane. Bases 297 to 2558 code for a protein of 753 amino acids. Gene Ontology annotation, biological process: transmembrane transport. Gene Ontology annotation, molecular function: bicarbonate transmembrane transporter activity; sulfate transmembrane transporter activity; chloride transmembrane transporter activity. The record is from RefSeq and is a predicted model, not a curated record. The transcript is spliced from 21 exons. NCBI's taxonomy places the organism in Eukaryota, Metazoa, Chordata, Actinopteri, Scombriformes, Scombridae.
UUAGUCACAGAAGCAAACAUGCUCGCAUACGCAGCUUUCGUCCCCACAAACCGACCCUAAGAAAACACUAACUGUACACCACAGCAUUUUGCAAUAGUUUUGUGAAUGUUAAUUUUGGUGUAAACACUUUUGCUGUGUCCAGUGUGUCUGCAAGGAUAUAAAGACUAGGAGAGGAGAGACAUUAGACUUUAAUAACCACUUUAAAGACACAUGGAGGCAUGAUCAUGAGCUGACUGACCUUCCUGCAUCAAGACACAUAGAGAGGAAGCAGCAGUCCUCCAGGCAGCAGAGGCGAGAUGAUGCGACCGGGAGCUAAGCAGUAUGUGGUGGCCAGGCCGCUGUACUCGGAGGAGUCCUUCACCGAGGAGCAUGAGAAGGUCUACAGGCACCAUAAGACCAUGCUGGACCAUGUCAAGCAAUACUUCACAUGUGAUACCAAACGAGCCAAGAAUGCAGCUCUGUCUCUCCUGCCGAUCAUCGGCUGGUUGAAAAUCUAUCGAAUCAAGGAGUGGCUGCUCAGUGACAUUGUGUCCGGUGUUAGCACUGGACUUGUAGCUGUCCUGCAAGGUCUGGCCUACUGUCUGUUGGCCUCUCUGCCACCCUGGUAUGGACUCUUCUCAGCCUUCUUCCCUGUCGUCGUCUACUUUUUUCUUGGCACCUCCAGACACAUCUCAGUCGGUCCGUUCCCAGUCUUGUGUCUGAUGAUUGGCUCAGUGGUGACCAGACUUGUCCCAGACGAGGGUCCUCCCGCCAACAUCACAGGGUUUGAAGGCCUGACGAGAGACGAGCAGAGAGUGUUGGUGGCGUCCUCUGUGACCUUCCUUGCCGGGCUCAUGCAGUUGGCGAUGGGUGUCCUGCAGGUGGGCUUUGUCGUCAUGUACCUGUCGGACACCCUGGUGUCUGGCUUCACCACAGCUGCUGCCAUCCACAUCCUGGUAUCACAGCUGAAGUUCAUACUGGGGUUGACUGUUCCGGGCAUCAGUGGACCACUCGCUAUCAUAUAUACCCUGGAGAUCAUCUUCAACAAGAUAACCUCCACCAACAUCUGUGAUGUGGUGAUCUCCUUGGUGAUCAUGGUGGUGGUGUUCAUUGUGAAGGAGCUAAAUGACAGAUUUAAAUCCAAGCUGCCUGUGCCCAUACCCAUAGAAGUUAUAAUGACUGUCAUUGCUUGUGGAGUUUCUUAUGCAUUUGACUUCAAGACAACGUAUGGCAUCGAUGUGGUUGGCUAUAUUCCAAAGGGGUACGAGCCUCCUGUGGCCCCGAACCUGCACAUCUUCCAGGACACAGCAGUCGAAGCCUUUCCAAUGGCUAUAGUGGGUUUUGCUGUGGCUUUCUCUGUGGCAAAGGUCUAUUCUGUGAAACACGAUUACACAAUAGAUGGAAACCAGGAGCUGAUCGCUUUUGGAGUCAGUAACAUCUUUGGAGCCUCCUUCAAGUCCUUUGCAGCCAGUACAGCUCUUUCCAGGAGUGCAGUACAGGAGAGUACUGGGGGCAAGACUCAGAUAGCUGGUUUACUGUCAGCCAUCAUUGUGAUGAUUGUCACCUUGGCAAUUGGAUUCCUACUGGAGCCCCUCCCGAAGUCUGUGCUGGGAGCUGUGGUCAUUGUCAACCUGAAGGGCAUGCUGAUGCAAUUCAGAGAAGUCCCCUACCUGUGGAGGAGGGACAAACCAGACUGUGUGGUGUGGUUAUGUACCUGUUUUGCUUCCAUCUUACUGGGACUGGAUCUCGGACUGGCUGUAGGUCUUGGUGUGGAACUAGUCAGUGUCGUCCUCAGGACUCAAUUCCCCCGCUGCAGUGUACUAGCCAACAUCAAGGGAACUGAUAUCUACAAAGAUAGAAAGGAUUUCAUCAGUAUAUACGAGCCAGAAGGGGUGAAAAUCUUCAGGAUUCCAUCACCAAUCUUCUUUGCCAACAUUGAGUUCUUCAGGAGCAAGCUGGUGGAAGCUCUUGGAUUUAACCCACUGAGAAUAUUAAGAAAGAGAAAUAAAGCACUGAGGAUGAUCCGCAAACUUCUGAAGAAAGGUGAUCUACAAUGGACAUCAAAAGGCCUAAUGAAUACUUCAUGUAGACCCAUCACUGAAUCAGAGGAUGAGAGCAACAUGGAGGAGCUGGACCUGCCCACAGACUUCAGGGACCUGCCCACCCGCAUUGACUGGAAUGCUGAGCUUCCGGCCAACAUCGCUGUUCCCAGAGUGGACAUUCACACUGUGAUCCUGGACUUCGCCGCUGUCUCCUUCCUGGACAUCUCUGCUCUGAAGGGACUGAAAACAGCACUGAAAGAGUUGAUUCGGAUUGAAGUUGAGGUCUACAUUGUGGCUUGUGAUCCUUAUAUCCUGGAGAAACUGCAUAACUGUAGCUUCUUUGAUGAUGAAGUUAAGCCAUCCAUGUUCUUCUUGACACUGCACGACGCAAUGUUGCACACCCUCGAGAACCAUCCAGAGUCCACAGAAAAGAAAUGCAACUUUGAAAAGGUUAUAACAACAGUCACAGUUCAUCACCCUGGAGGCAGUCUCAGGAGCAGAGAUAGAAAUGCACCAGAUCCAGAAACCAAGUUCUAACUUCAGAAUAAGAAGAUGAUUAUUUCUACUUAAAGAAAAAUUAAGGCAAAAAGAGUGAAUAUUUUACUGAUCAUGCUGUCAUUGAUAUAAUGAACAACGAGAUACUGUUUUUGACUUUGUAAAUCUGACAAUCUAAGUUUACAUACAGUAUUCACUGUAAUGUAAGAAAUCUAAUUUCAUGGUAUUGCUGUUUUUUUUAUAUUGUACAUAGUGAAUUUGUAGAAAAUGUUAGGUGUAAUACAUUUGACAUGUUGUAUAGUUACUGUAUAUUUUCACAACAAUGACAAUAAAUUAACUUUUUUUGGCA